AUGGUCCUCGAUCGACUGGUCAGCAUGGCCCUCCGGGCUACGGAGCUCGUCUUCGCCGCCAUCGUCGCCGGCGUCACAGGCCACUACCUGCACCAGUCCGACGCCAGCUCGUGGGACUUGAGCCGCUUCAUCUACACCGAAGUGGUCGCUGCCAUCGCCAUGUUCCUAUCCCUCAUAUGGCUGUUUCCUUUCUCUUCCACUUUCAUCCACUGGCCCAUGGACCUCAUCCUCGUCGGAACUUCCUGCGGCGCCGUCUUCUACUGGGGCGACGUCUCUCUGCGAGGCGACGAGUGCGGUAGGUUCAAGGCUGAUAUCGCUUUCGCUUUUCUUUCGGCCCUCCUGUGGCUCGUCUCGGCACUUGUCGGUAUCCUCUGGGUUCGAAAGCAGGACCGCCGCGCUGCCGCUCGUGCCGACGUUCACCACAGCCGACCUUGGUACCGACGAAGUCGAGCCUAG
Drechmeria coniospora is the source of this 456-nucleotide messenger RNA. RefSeq lists its product as uncharacterized. The record is from RefSeq and is a predicted model, not a curated record. Gene Ontology annotation, cellular component: membrane. Lineage: Eukaryota; Fungi; Ascomycota; Sordariomycetes; Hypocreales; Ophiocordycipitaceae. Bases 1 to 456 code for a protein of 151 amino acids. The transcript is spliced from 2 exons.